Messenger RNA from Hymenoscyphus albidus, 3977 nucleotides. Lineage: Eukaryota; Fungi; Ascomycota; Leotiomycetes; Helotiales; Helotiaceae. The record is from the annotation of a GenBank genome assembly.
CACCAAUUCUCUGAUUGAGUCUCGACGCCUUACGUUCUCCUCCCUCUGCUUUCUUUUCACCAUGCCUGCUCUGCCCCGAUCAAAUCGAAGGCGAGGCGUCAUACCAGUCAAGAAAGUACACCCAGAUGACAUUUGGCGUCGUGCGAUGCGAAUGAUGGGCCUUGAGCCAAUUACAACAACAAACAACAAGCAAAGCUCUACCCCAGUACCAGCAUCCAAGGCUCCAGCGCCAGCUCCACCUGCGAUAGCUCCAUCAACCAAGCCGACUCAGACCUCCCCCACCGAACCCACCAUGAAGAAACUCACGAUACUGGAUCUGCCACCCGAGACGCAGAAGGAGAUCAUCCAACAUGUAAGUCAAUUCGUCCGAUUUGGAAGCUUCGACCUCGAGGCUGAACCUUGGGAGUGGGGCAAAUAUUGGGAGCUUGAGAACUGACACUUUAUCUGCCAGGCUGAUACCACCGAUCUCAUUGCGCUGUCUCUGGUUUCCAAACACUUCCGAGAUCUUGCUGCGGAGGAGCUUUAUCGGAGCUUCAACAUCGUGUUCCCGGAUGAGGACGAUACCACCACUGAUUCCUCCUUCGAUGUGCUGGCUUCGGGCCUGGAGACCUUUGUCUCGAGCGAAUAUGAUUAUGCGCAAUACUUGAGAGAGAUCAUUCUUGAGCCCUUGUCGGGAGGAGAAAAGGGCGAGCGUGCAUACCGAUUUUAUAUGAACGAGUCGAGUUCGGGAAGAUUUAUGAAUACCCUUUUCCUCAUGAUGCUGCGCAAAGCCCGGUCUUUGGAAACCUUCUCGUGAGUAUGCCGUAAUGAAGAGUGUAUUAUUUCAAGCUCUGACAUGAUAUACAGAUGGGAUAUUCGAAUUGAAUUAACUCGGCCGGUUUUCAAGGCACUGCAUCAAAUUCGCUCCCUGCAGCAUCUCCGUAUUCGUAUGCAACCUGGUCACUCUACAUAUCAAGGUCCCCCAGCGAUAUCAGCCUCAAGCGUUGGGCAGAUUACCAGCAAUCCUGCUCCAGUACACCUUCCACCACCUCCUCCCUUGGGUCCACCCGGGUUUGGUCCCCCUUCACAUAGCCACCCCGGCGCAUCAAGCAUUCAUUAUCCAUCUAGUAGCUCCAACUCUUUUGCGCUGGGGAACAAGCAUGCAUCAAAGUCGCACAGCAAAACCACGAAAGCCUUGCUACCCGCUUUGAAGAAAUCACCACCAACAUUGUCCGGCUUCAAAAAUUUGAAAUCUUUGGAGAUUUUGGACAUGGAUACGCUCGAUUAUGUUGGUGAACUCCGAGCAUGCAUCCGUAACUCUUCAUCAACCCUUGAGACCCUGGCGUUAUCAUUUUCCGAGACGUUGGCCAAAAAAUCACGAAGACCACCUGUACAAGAAGUUCAUUCUGAUGACGACUCAGAGGCAGAAGAUGAAUUCGGACAGAUCAUCCCUCUAGGACCAGCGAAUCCAGCAAUGCAGUCAAGUUCUGCCGAUGGCCAGUCUAAGAUUACGAAGGCGCAGGAAGAGAAAAAAAAGCAAGAGGAUGUGCUGCAAAAGAUCUUUGGGAUUGCCACCGCCAAGCGGUCAAAGCCAGUUCCCACGAUAGUCAAGGCAGAGUCCUCUAAGGCAGAACCCAAGAUUAUCAAGGACCCACAAGAAAAGUUCAUCGAAAACCUCGCACCUAUUGCAAAGAAGCUGAUGACUCACGUUGAGGCUGGCAGCGAUAUGAAGUCUGAAUCAAAGGCUGUUCUUAAAAUGAUUGAGCAAGCAGCACAGGUAUACAUGGAAAAUAUGGGUAAGACAGCUCAACCAGUUAGUGAUGGCAGUAGCCCAAAGCCAACACCUGCUACUUCUACAGCAAGCAUCGAUGGCGAACAUGCGCUUAUGAGCGGAGGAACUUCUGCAGAUGGCCCCGGUCUGUUUGAUGAGCCAGCUAAGGAGCAAAAAACAAUCAACGCUGAUCCAGGAGUUUCAAAUCCCGAUGACAUUGAUAUCGAAGCGCCCGAAGCAGACGACCUUGCAGCUGAGAUUGGUUCCAUGGCAGGCGAUAAUGAAGAUGGCGAGGAUUCAACUGAGACUUCUGUCGAACCAGCAGAAUUCAGUGAACCAGUAGAAUUGGGUGAUGUGAAAGAAGAAAAGCCCCUGGAAAUCGAAGCAAAACAAAAUGAACCUACUGACAAUAAAGAAGGUGGCUUGAAGCCUCGGCAAGUUCUCCUUGCGCAAUCUGUAAAUCUGCUUGAGCAGUCUGCCAGUCUCCGUUCCAGUCAUACCAAAAUCAAAGAGGAAGCUACGUUACUGAAGAGUCAGAUGGAGGAGCUAAGAGAGAAGAUGAAGAAUAUUGAGCCUACAAGCGUCGAUUAUCAGAUACUUGCCCAAAGCGAAGCCAGGUUCAGAAAGGUUUCCGACCGUGUAAUGGACUUGACGCGCAGUAUAGAAGAGCUCAGCAUGCAAGUAGAGGAAACCGAGUCCGAGGCACGUUCUGAGAUUGGCUCAAAAUCAUCUGGAAAAAUGAGCGAAUACGUACGCAACACCAGAGGCCUCGGUCUGACCACUCUUGCUAUUUACCUUAUUCCUAUCAAGGCACAAAUACUAUCUCGGGGAGUUGAUCUGAAUGUUUUGCAGAACAUCACCCUUUUGAACGUUGGCCCGCAGGUUUCGUUCUGGAAUCUUCUUGCCAAAGAAAAUGCAAUCUCUCCACUGCCUCUGAACAAGAUCUACACUGACAAUGUCACUUUGCCAUUCUUGGGUUUUAUCCACCAGCUAGACAGGGUGACCGAGUUGUUAUUGCUGGAGAAACAGAAGGGAAGAGUGGAGACCACAGCAGCCAAGACAACGGUCUCCAUUGAACAUAUCCGAAAAGCUCUCCGGAAGCACGUUGGCUCGUUGAAGGUGCUGAUGAUUAGGCAUGACUCCAGCGCAGACUGGGAUUUGAACGUCAAGGCGACGAUGAUGUUGUGCCAGCAGGCAACGGAGUUGGAGGAGUUAUCAGUGACCUUUGGACUUAAAGUAGUGGUGUGUAUGAGAAAUCUCCUAUCCUGGACUGCAUACUAACACUUUGCAGCAUACGCUUCUUCAAUUCAUUUCAGGGCUGACUUCGCUCCGCGCUCUUCACACGAAUUACUUCCGUCAAGAGGAUCAAUGCCAAUGGGUUCGAAACAACUUUGGCAAGUUCCUCAUCGAUACAGUAUCACAGAAUCCCCAAAUGAAGCUUGAGUACCUUGCUCUGGACCAGAAUGUGGAGCGCCUCGUUCGUCGGUCCAAAGAAAAGCCAUUGAAGAAGAUAUUUGAUAAGAAGGGUAAAGGCAAGGCAAAAUCUUCGGAUAACGCGAAAGCCCUGGCGGAAAUGAUACUAGGGCCAAGCGGCACUUGGCCGGAUGGCGGGGCCAUUAACAAUGGUGGUCAAUCUGGUAUCAACAUGCCAGGUAAUGAUGACUGGCAAUUGAGCUCUGAUGAAGAAGAAGACGCCAACGCUGGACCAAUUGUUGGGAAGCUGGGAUUGAGAGUUGAAACAAUUGACGGAGUUCGUUUCUGUGAUGUGCCGGACGUGCGAAUCUUUGAGAAGGAUGUUGUUGGUGGGCGUCUUUGGUGAGGUUAUUUGCUCAUUCGGUUCUGGAAACCGGGGGUUACGGUGUUGUUGUUUUUUUUUUGCGGGGAAAACAUGGGAUUUGCACGGACAGAUGGAUGCUGCAUGGAGUUCUUUUCUUGUUACUAUGAGCGAAGGCGCAAGCGAAGGAAUGGAAUUGAUUGUUGAUACCUGGAGUGCGAGAUUGCAGGGGAUGGACAGAACUAUCUAUGGCAUAGUAGGUAGGUAAAUGGGAGAGUUGGGUUGAUCCAGUGGUAGGGAAGGAUAUGACGAUUCUUUUCUUUUCACUUGGUUUUUUCCCUGCUCUUUCCUAGCGAAUCAAGGCACGUACAAAAAUGGAACGGACGACCUUUAUAAUUACAUAGUCUUUUCCUUGCUGUAGUCGGGAUGAGGAUGAGAAUGAAAUGAUGUUAG